ACAUCUACCUAUUGCUUCCUACCUUAUGUAUACGAGAGCACACACGCCUCACACAUGACGAUCCGAUGCAUUAUUCACUGACGACCAACAGUACCAACGCCAUGCGCGAUGCGAUAACAACUAUAGCAUCUUCUCCGAGAAACACAGAAAUAGACGGUGCACCCGUUCGUCAAAAGCGCUCGAGCGAGGCAUGCACCUACGAAUGAAAGAACCCAAAUUUCCGGUCGCCACGGCGCCGUCUCGAUCAGCACGCAAUGCAUUAUGUUCCAGAUUUCGUGAAAAUGAAGGGUCGGACGAUGCUUCAUUCUUCUUCAUCAAGGAUGCUCUCCUAGAAAUGACACUAUGAAAGGAAAAGCUCACGAUUCGUCUAUACAAGGUUUUGCGAAGCAGUACCCCGGCUGUACACUAUAUACCAGAAAAAAGUCGGGAGGAUCAGCGAUCGCUGGAGGAUCGCGAUCGGCUCGCGGAAUUUUGAGGACCCUUGUGUUCAUCGUUUUGGCUACGUUUCUCUGGCUUCAGCUUCACGUAGUCAGUUUGACUGGUCGAGAUGAUUCCGGGCAAUCGUCAAACGAAACGCUUUUCUCUCUCGUGCCUCAAGAGUUGCACAGAUUUUUAAAAGAGGGACGUAACUCGUCCACAAAUUUGGUGAAUUCUAGCUCGGGAGCGCUCACAGAACUGGAAAUCGCGGAAAUCCGUCAUAAAAUCGAGCGGGCGAAUGCGGAGCAAAGAGUGUACAAUGAGGAGGCGUUUGGACCAUUGGCCAGCGACGCUCCAAUUAUAGUUAUCCAAGUGCAUACGCGGCUCACUUAUCUACGGCACCUUAUCGUCUCACUGGCGCAAGCUAAGGACAUCGAGCAGGCUCUUCUCGUAUUUAGCCACGACGUUUGGCAUCCAGAUAUCAAUUAUCUCGUGCAAAGCGUCGACUUUUGCAGGGUUAUGCAGAUCUUCUAUCCACACAGCAUCCAGACUCAUCCUCAUACGUUUCCCGGGGAAGGACCCAACGAUUGUCCACGAAACAUUCGCAAAGAACAGGCCUUAAACUUAAAAUGCACCAACGCCAAACACCCGGACUUGUAUGGUCACUACAGGGAGGCGAAGUUUACGCAGACCAAGCAUCACUGGUGGUGGAAAGCGAAUAGGGUGUUCGAUCAAUUGUCAGUGACAAGAAAUCACACCGGGAUGGUCCUCUUUCUCGAAGAGGACCACUACGUCGCCGAAGAUUUCUUACACGUGCUUAGACUCAUGGAGCGCACUUGUAAGCUCAGUUGCGAGAGGUGCAACGUUCUAUCGUUGGGUACAUAUUUAAAGACGUACAACUAUUUUACGGAUUUUAGUCGUAAGUUCCUCGGCGUCGAUAGCGCUCUGCAAAAGGAGUUGCUGCGUGGAUUAAAACGACAAGAAGCGGCGAUGGCGCAGAGGCAGCAAAUCGGCAACGGGUUCGUCACCGUCACCGGCAGUGGUAGCGACGGCGUUAAUAACGCCGGUGGUAACGCCGCCGUCAUCGGUAACGGGAGUACCGGUAGUGGUGGCGGCGUCAGAGGCAUCGGCGUCGGCGGUGUGUCAUCCAUCUACUAUCAGAACGCGAAUACGAUGCAAGCGGCGCCCGGGUGGGCCUUUCAACUCCUGCCCAGUCUCUACAACCACUAUCAGAAGGCGGAAGUUACUCCGUGGAUAUCUAGCAAGCACAAUAUGGGCAUGGCAUUCAAUCGUGUCACAUGGAACAAGCUACGGAAAUGCGCGGCACAGUUUUGUUCCUACGACGAUUACAACUGGGACUGGAGUCUGCAGUAUAUCGCGCAAACAUGCGUACCGUCCAGUCGAGGCGCCGGAAUAGCGCCUCGCGCUGAAUCCGGAUUGAUCACAAUGACAAUGAGAGCUCCGAGAGUCUUCCAUAUCGGAGAAUGUGGAGUACAUCAUAAGAAGAAUAACUGUGAAUCGACGGCAGUGAUAGCGAAAGUCCAAAACGUCUUGAAUGCAGCGCGCAAUCAUUUGUUCCCUUCGCAAUUAACGUUAACAAUUGCCGGAACGGCGAAGAAGACGAAACUCCGUAAAGGUAAUGGUGGAUGGGGAGAUGUUCGAGAUCAUCAGCUUUGCUGGAACAUGACUAUAUCUCCAGAUUUGGAUUUGCCUUGAGAAACCUACAAACUUUGAUAUUGAUAAUGAUUGGUUCGAAUACAUAAAUUGUGAUAUGAACUGCCAGUUAUUGAAUAAUCAGGUCUAUAGCGGCAAUUCUAUCAUGAUAAUGAAAAAGAUAUAUUCGACGAUACCAUUCUAAUGGAAUGAUUAAGGAUGUCCAGUAAGAAUGAUGCAAAGAUUAUAGGAAAAACUCCGUCGUUGUACGAAUCAGAUUCGAAUUGCGCGAACGUAUUACCGUCGCUGCCAGAAACGAUCGAAGGCGAUUCUAAAACCGCUGUCACUGCCACGAAUAGAAUAUUUCUUGCGAGUAGGAAUAUUUAUAAACGUUUCUUCGAAACAAAACGUAACACUGCAUAUGCAGACAAGAGAAAACAUCUUGAUAGUGAGCUCAAAUUGGUGCUAUUUUGAAAGAAAGUGCAAUUCUUUUUUGUUUAUAUUUAGUUUGCCGAUCUGAUAAAUUAUUUAUGCCUAUUGCACUGAUGCGAAACAAGAAGACAUCACAAGCUAUGCAGCUAUAAGUGAAUCAGUAAAAGAUAUAUUUCGCGAAAAAAGAUAUUUGAAGUUAUUAUAGUAUUGACGAGAAAAUUUAUUUAUAUUAAAUAUUGCGCUGUCCACAAAUAUAGUGUGAUAAAAAUAUUCGUAAUAAGCGUUUCUUCAAUUUAUUUUGAAGCGUCAACGUGACGCGCACUCGCUUGAAAGAUGAUGUCGUAUUCUUGAAGAUUAUGCGAGAGAAUAAGAGAAAAGUGUUGUGUUAUAUGUUCGAUUAGAUUGAAACAUACAUUAUCGAUAUUCUAAAGGCCUACGAGACAGUGGAAAUGACAACAUGUAUUUAAUUUCCAUGUCGCCGUAUAAGUGAUAUAUAAAGACAAAAAGGCUGCACCCUGUACUUCUGUAAUUUCGUAAUGGAAAUAACUUUCUGCUUCCCGACUUAUUGUUAGCUUCUGCUCUUUAAGAUAUUACGCCAGCGGCGUUUAUCAGAUUCGUAAUUUCAAUUACGAAUUACGCUCAUUAUUCUAGUCAACGUGUAUAACAUAACACUAAAACUGCAGGUAUUUAAUAAUCGAUUGUAGGAAAUAAGUUCAUAAGAGUAAGGAUUUCACAUGUACUACUAGUGAUACGCCUCAAAGGCGCAUUAACGUCAUGUAACGACCUCGGGGAUACGAACGUAAUGAAUGUCUCAUGUACCUUUUAUAUUUAUAACAAUAAAAUAACAGCAA
This is a messenger RNA of Atta colombica, 3353 nucleotides long. It is a transcript of the gene Mgat2, whose product is annotated as alpha-1,6-mannosyl-glycoprotein 2-beta-N-acetylglucosaminyltransferase. The coding region runs from base 343 to 2133 and encodes 596 amino acids. The transcript is spliced from 10 exons. Gene Ontology annotation, biological process: protein N-linked glycosylation; oligosaccharide biosynthetic process. Gene Ontology annotation, cellular component: Golgi stack; Golgi membrane. Lineage: Eukaryota; Metazoa; Arthropoda; Insecta; Hymenoptera; Formicidae. The record is from RefSeq and is a predicted model, not a curated record. Gene Ontology annotation, molecular function: alpha-1,6-mannosylglycoprotein 2-beta-N-acetylglucosaminyltransferase activity.